GAAGGGGCGGGGCGAGGGCGGGGCUCGCGGCGCCGGUGUCCUCCUCCUACGGCAAGCCGGAGGUAGCAAGAUGGCGGCCGCAGAGGAAGGUUGUGGUGCCGCGGCCGAAGCGGACCGGGAAUUGGAGGAGCUUCUGGAAAGUGCUCUUGAUGAUUUCGAUAAAGCCAAACCUUCCCCAGCACCCCUUCCUACCACCACGGCCCCCGAUGCAUCGGGGCCCCAGAAGAAAUCGCCAGGAGACACUGCCAAAGAUGCCCUUUUCGCCUCCCAAGAGAAGUUUUUCCAGGAGCUGUUUGACAGUGAGCUGGCUUCCCAAGCCACUGCAGAGUUUGAGAAAGCAAUGAAGGAGUUGGCUGAGGAAGAGCCCCACCUGGUGGAGCAGUUCCAGAAGCUCUCAGAAGCUGCCGGGAGAGUGGGCAGUGAUGCAACCUCCCAACAAGAAUUUACUUCUUGCCUGAAGGAGACACUCAGUGGACUGGCCAAAAACGCCACUGACCUUCAGAACUCAGGCAUGUCAGAAGAGGAGCUGACCAAGGCCAUGGAAGGGCUGGGCAUGGAUGAAGGGGAUGGAGAAGGGAACAUUCUCCCCAUCAUGCAGAGUAUUAUGCAGAACCUGUUAUCCAAGGAUGUACUAUAUCCAUCACUGAAGGAGAUCACAGAAAAGUAUCCAGAAUGGUUACAGAGUCACCGGGAAUCUCUACCCCCAGAGCAGUAUGAAAAAUACCAGGAGCAGCACAGUGUCAUGGGCAAAAUAUGUGAACAGUUUGAGGCAGAGACACCUACAGACAAUGAGGCCACCCAGAAGGCUCGUUUUGAGAUGGUGCUGGAUCUUAUGCAGCAGCUACAGGAUUUGGGCCAUCCUCCAAAAGAACUGGCUGGGGAGAUGCCUCCUGGCCUCAACUUUGACCUGGAUGCCCUCAAUCUGUCGGGCCCACCAGGUGCCAGUGGUGAACAGUGUCUGAUCAUGUGAAACACAACACGUGUUCCUCCCUGAGUCCCAGCCAUGGGGAACAUCUGGAGUCAGCAGAACCAUUGGGAACUGAGGCAGUAAUGUCAUCUGCUGGAGCAGUCUGCCCACUGGCCUCUCAUCCCAUCCAAGACUGUGCCAUACCACCUGAGGCUUUUCCUAUUCCUAGGAAUAGGAUCUGCUCUGCAGGCCAUUUCUGUGAGCCCUACUCCCUUGUGGUUUUUGCUGCUAACAAAGGCCCAGCUGCCAGGUGAAGGAAGGCAUCUCUUUGAGGACAUGUGUCUUCCUCUCACUCCAAAAUGUUGUAUGUGGCCACACUGAUGCCCAGGGUCUUUGUGCCUUGUCUCUACUCCCUCUUCUAUCUAGGGAGUAGGGGCAGAGUCCUGAGAUUCUGUAUUUCUACAGUUUUCUCAGGCAGAAUGAAAAUGGGGAGAGACUUAGCCUGGGCUGGGGCUGUAAGUCUGUCACUAUGUCCUCUAACUUUUAGACAGACUAUUGUGAAUUCCCUGAAGAGAAAGGGCUUUUGCGUGUAAUCAGAAUGGAGUUAGAAGAGAAGCCUGGGAUUCUCCUCUCUCUAGGUGCUGAGCCCUCAACUCCCUAUUCCAACCCGAGAACUGAAGUUAUUACCCUGGUCUUUCCUACUAUGCUGUUUGGUCUGGGUGAGCCCAGCCUUGACUGCCUUCUUUUGCCUGUCCUCUUACCACCCACUGUAAGAUACUUGUUUAUUCCAACCCUGCUGAGUCCAAGCUAUUACAAAGAAGGGCCCAUCCUUUUUUCUCAUUAUCUAGUUCAUCCACCUCUCACUGACUCCCUCUGUCCCUGGAAAACUUGAUGGUAGUAUCAGAUUGGAGAAAUGAAAAGACCAUUCUUCCCAAAUACAUUCUGACUUAUUUAAUACACCCAAUCCCCUUAGAAUCCUUGGUUCAGGAAGGGAAAGGGGGAGGGAUGUAGCCUGGGUCCCUUUUCCUGCAGGCCCCGUGGGGCAGUGUCUAAUAAAUAUUGUGAGUGAGAGUGUGGCCUAUUUUUCAUCUAGGUCUUUUUCUGAUCUUCCUCAGCUCUGUAAGAUGCACAGUGAGAAAUGUUAGGAGACUAGUUUUCUGUAACAUUUGGCUCCAGGAUCCACUACCACCUGCCUGCAGAGCUCAGUCUGCCCCUGAGUUGGCAAAGGAGACUGGACAGCCAUAUUUCAGUCUGGAAAGCCCUUCACUUGGCAUUGUAUUUCAACAUUUCACACUAGUGUUAGCAAUAUAUUUUGACUUGUAUUGUAAAUUAUUUCUCUUUGAGCUGAUCUUGCCCUUUCUGAGGCUCCCAGUGGAUCUACGGACCUUGGUUGCCAUAUGUUGGGUGAGGCUCUGUUCUGCUCAAUGUAUGAAUGACCAGUUAUUGUUAUUCAAAAAAUGACUCUUGUCAGAGCAGCUUGGUAUUCUGACAUGCCCCUUUCCUGUGGGUUCAGACCUCCCACCCCACCCCUGCCCCCUGCAGUGAUCCCACACCUUCUGUGAUAUUGGCAAAGAAGGAAAUGAUCUUGAGGCCCCAGGUUGUUUGAGAAGGUCCACUUUCUGUAAGUUACCAAAGCAUGGGAGAGCCCAGGUCUGAAUGUGAACUCCUGUACUCUGUGAGAGAUUGGAAAAAUACAGACUUGUGAUGCUGGCCAUGGGGUCUAAAUUCCAAAAUUCUCUCCUUAAAGCUACAGCCAAAAACUAGACAAGGAUAGAGAGGAGGAAGGAAGAACAAAUGGAUCCUGUUCCUUGUGCUCAUUGUCCUAGUUAAAAUUCUCACUUUUGCUGACCUGGCCGGAGCUUACUCCAGGAAUCUAAGUAGAUGCCCUGAUCCAUGUUAGCUGUGUUCUCAGUGCAUUUAUUUUCAUUGUUACUUUGAUUGAACAAGAGCAAAUUGACCUCAAGAUGGCUCUGUUCCAGAAUAACUAUUUGAAUGAUUCUAGGACUUGUAGUGGAAUGGAGCUUGGUACUGUAGAGCAAUCCUUUUCAAACAGUGUGGUAGAGGACUAGGUUUUUUGUUUCUGAAACAGCUAAUCCUUCGUAUCAAUAUGCAUUUCCAUUGCCCAUGAUAUACAGUUUACAUGUGGUAUACAAUUUACACUCUGUGCUUUCCUACUGUCUAAGUUUGGCAACACCUAAGACUAUCCAGACUCUUUUCAGCAGGGUAAGUCCACUGGUCAUGUAGUUGGAUACAUACAACGUCAAAUGCUAAAAAGUUUCUUGAUUUCUAAAUCCUCAUGUCACAGACUGGUAAAAAACUGUUUCAGACCAACAAAAGUCUACAAACCAUCAAUGUAUGAAUAGCACUGCUCUAGGGCCCUUCUUAGAGUAUCUCCAUAGAUCGUAAUCAAAGGGAUAACAUUUCUGUACUUCUGUACAAGAGUUGUUUUGAGAGAACUUGUUCUUCAGCAAGAAUGUAUCACUGUAAGGACAUCUCUGGCAUUCUUACAGCCUUCUUUGCUGCUUAAAAAUAACCGUUAGAGGCCGGCGCCGCGGCUCACUAGGCUAAUCCUCCGCCUAGCGGCGCCGGCACACCGGGUUCUAGUCCCGGUCGGGGCGCCGGAUUCUGUCCCGGUUGCCCCUCUUCCAGGCCAGCCCUCUGCUGUGGCCAGGGAGUGCAGUGGAGGAUGGCCCAGGUGCUUGGGCCCUGCACCCCAUGGGAGACCAGGAAAAGCACCUGGCUCCUGGCUCCUGCCAUUGGAUCAGCGCGGUGCGCCGGCCGCAGCGUGCCAGCUGCGGCGGCCAUUGGAGGGUGAACCAACGGCAAAAGGAAGACCUUUCUCUCUGUCUCUCUCUCUCACUGUCCACUCUGCCUGUCAAAAAAAAAAAAAAAAAAAAAUAACCGUUACAAAGCUUAGAAUUUAAGUUGCAUAUGAAAUAUUUUUGCUGCUUUCAAAGGAAGUGUUCAUUUGCUAAAAAAUUGUGUAUGUUAGGUAGAAAACAUAUGGUUGUUUGGAUGUCUUAAUGAAUUAACACUUGAAUUCAUGCAGAAAUUGUGAUAGUGGGGACAUUUUUCUGUGAUUCUGAAGCAUGUUGUAAAAGCCCCACAAGGCAGUUUUAUACUGUUGGCUUUGGGGAGCCUGGGAAAAAUGGUGGCCCACGUUAAAGAAAGUGGAGAUGGCAGAACAUACAGAAAAGGAAAAGAAGGCUUUGAGGAAAUGGGCAGGUAAGACCGAAUGUUAUGUAACACUGGAAAAGCUAUCAGUUGACCAGAUUCUUCAGAAGGGCCUGAGGAAUUUUUUUAAAAUAAAGGCACUAGGAAAGACACUGAUGAAGGAGUAUUAGCAUCCUUGAAAGUUUAGAAGUGGCCAUUUUUGUAGAUUGAAGCUAAUGGAGAUGUUCAAGAACUGAUUGCCCUGAAAGCAAUGGACCUAAAAAGAUCAUGCCUGACAGCAAAGGCCAGAGUGGCAAGACUUAACCCCUGGGAGCAAGGUAGGUGAAUUUCUCUAAGGGUAAAAGGUCAAAAUGGAGAUGACUAGUAGAAUGUGGGGGUCCUAGAAGCCAGAUAGGCAGCCAAGGAGAGAAGGUUUGAGAUAAUAAUUUCAGUGAAAAAAAAUCACAAUUUCUUGCCCAGUUGCUAAGCAUGAGACUGUUCUUAGAUUCACAAGCUAAAAUUUUUUUUCUUUUUUUAGAUACAUUUAUUUGAAAGGUAGAGUUACAGAGAGAAGCGGAGAGACAGGGAGGGAAAGACAAAUCUUCCAUCCUCUGGUUCAUUCCUCAAAUGGUUGCAACGGCCAGGGCUGAGCCAGGCUGAAGCCCAGAAUCUGGAACUCCAUCCAGGGCUCUUCCCACCUGGAUGACAGGGGCCCAAGUACUUGGGCCAUCUUCUGCUCUUUUCUCAGGCAUAUUAGUAGGGAGCUGCGUUGGAAGUGGAAUAGCUGGGACUCAAACCAGUGCUCAUAUUGGUAUGCUCAUGUUGCAGGUCGUGGCUUAACCUGCUGUAUCACCAUGCCAGCCUCACAAACUAUCAAUUUAAAGAGAACCAUUUACUCUGUUAAUCCUACAGUGGGGAAAGAAGAAUACCCAGAUUUUGAGUUAGGAAACAGAGAUAUAGGAUCUGAGUUGCCACUGAUGCUCAGGGACCCAAAACACCACCUCAGUGCCUAUACUCAACAAUACUCCCAGCCCUGCUCUCAUUAAGAAAUAUGGGGCCAGAUAAUCAGUACUGACCCAAGUAUGUCUCAGUGGAUCCUGAAGCUCACUUUCGGGUCAUUUUCCAGUUUCCAGAUGUGUAAUCAAAAUGAACAUAUUUAGCAGUUGGCAAAAAGACCUAGAAGCAGCUCCUGAAACAUUGCCACAUCUGCCAAGGUAAUAAAUAUUAAAAAUGGUACUGUGUGAGAAGUGGCAGAGAUUGCUUCUACCCUUAAAGAUCUAAAGGAUCAUACACUUCAUUUGUUUCACCUGUUGGGCCUUUGCAACAACUACAUGGCUUAUGGUGGAUGACAAUGGACUAUUGGCAAACAGCCAGAAGUAAUCUUAAUUUCAGUGUUCUUCAACAUGGUUUCUUUACUGGACUGAGUAACACAGCCUCUGGUAUAGGUAUGUGGCUGUUAGCACAUGGAUCAGCAAACUAUAUCCCACAAGUCAAAUCUGGUCCACUGCCUAUUUUUGUAAAUAAAAUUUUAUUGACACAGUCAUUUACAUGUUGUCUGUGGAUGUUUUUGUGCUACAAUAGCAAAAUGGAGUAGUUAUGACAGACCACAUAGCCUGUAAAACCUGAACUAUUUACUAUCUGAUUUAAGGGUGCCAGCGUCUUUGAGAAGUUUGGAAUUAGCUAUUUCUGUAGAUUGAGCCAAGUGGAAGAUGUUAAAGAACUUAGUUCCCUAGUAGUGAUGAGGUGAUAGGAUCCUGACAUAGCAAAGGUCUAAUGGGAAUGCUUAACUCUCGAAAGCAAGGUAUGUGAAACCCUAAUCUAGUGAAUAUUAUUACUGAUCUGAACACUAUCAGAAAGGAGUAUCAGAAGCAUUCUGGUAUUUGCAAGGAUGUACAGCAAUAUGAGAAACCUUCAAAAAAGUUCAUGGUAAAAAUAGAAUUGAAAGAUAAUGUAGGGGCAGGCAUUGUGGCACAGCAGGUUUAAGCUACUGCUUAGAAUGCCACAGUAACAGAGUGCUGGAUCAAUCCUGGCUACUCUGCUUCCAAUCUAGCUUCCUGCUAAUGUAUCCUGAGAGGUAACAGGUGAUGAUUCAAGUGCUUGGGCCUCUGCCAUCCUUGGGGAGACCAGGAUAGAGUUCCAGACUCUUGGGCUUCAGCCUGGCUCAGCCCUGGCCGUUGCAACCAUUUGAGGAAUGAACCAGAGGAUGGAAGAAUUGUCUUUCCCUCCCUGUCUCUCCCCUAGCAUGGCUGUUGUGGGCAUUUAAGGAGUGAUCUGACUCAGUGUUGUUCUGCCUUUCAAAUGGUAGAUGAAAACGAGUAGAUAUUUUUUUAAAACAAUGUGAAUUUUCCAAGACUUUCGGAAGUACCUAUGCAAGGGGACUUCGGAAAAUUCAGGAUAAAUAGAAAUCUAAGCAGUUUUUUCCUAAUACACAUUUUUCAUGAAGUUUGAAGACAUGGAAAUGCAUGGAUUUCAAAAAUUUUUGCACCAAAAUGAACUUACCUUUCAACCCCAUUUCCAUGAAGUUUUUGGAGUACCAUUGUAUUUUCACAGUCUUGACCUAGAGCUAUGUUAAUACUCCCCUUGUCAUAGUAUAGGAUAAAGGGACCUGGGCAUUCCACAGAAUAUCACAUUUGGUGUAUUAAGGUUUUGGGGUUUUUAAAAACUUAAGAUAUUUGUUUUUGUUUUGCUCUAAUGUUUAGGAGCUAUUUCAUCUUUUUUAAUUUUUCAAUUAAGUUUUUAAAAAAAUUUGUUUGAAAGGUAGACAGAUCUCUUCCAUUUGCUGAUUCACUCCCCUAAUCCCACAACAGCUGGGGGCUGGGCCAGGCCAAAACCAGGAGGCCCAAAUUCAGUUCAGGUCUCUCAGUUGAGGGGCAAGGACCUGAGUACUUGAAUCAUUGUCUACUGCCUCCCAGAAUGUGUAUUAGCAGGAAGCUGGAAUCAGAAGUGGAUCCAGCAGUCAAACCAGGCACCCCAGUGUGGGAUGCCAGCCUCUUAACUAGUGCAACAAACACCCACCUCAGUGGUUAUGUUAAUCAGGUAUGAAGGAUAUGUUAAUCAAUCCUAUCCUGACGACCAAGAAGUGUUAAUGGUUGCCUCUGUUAGCACCAUGUGCAUGCUGACUGCUAACCAGUUGCACGAUUGGAGUUUCAGCAGUGUCAGAACUCUGGAAUCCUUGGUGGGAAAUGUGUUCUCAAGACAGUGGGAGAUAAAACUAUAGAAAUGGCAGGGACCUGCCCCGUUGGUGAAAUUUGAGUCCAGUGGUGUUGGAGCAUUCUGGCAUAUGCCAUCUGAAGUAAAGGACGGGUUAUUGCAGGCCUGUUAGUUUUUGGAGGCAUAUAUUCUGCACUUGGGAUGCAAGAAAAGAUUCUGCAGUAGGUCCAGGAAGCCAUAUAACUUGAAAAAUUCCAUGGUACUAGAGGUCUCUGUUGCAGGAAGAGAUGCAGUGUGGUUUCCCUGGCAAUCUCCAGUUGGAGUUCCAGCCCAGACCUUCAGGAUUCUGAAGUAAAUGAUGGUGUCUUCAGCAAAGAAAAUUUUACCAUUUGAAAAGUAUCUCCUGGCAUGCUGUCAGGCCCUGAUAGUUGCCUAUAUAAUUAGUUAUCAUCAGCUCAGCCAAAUGAUAAAGUUGUGUGGACAACAGUAGCUGUCCAUCUUAAAAAUGGAAAUGGUACAUUCAAGAAGCAGCCCAAGCAAAUUUGGUGGCAGAGGUAACAAGGAACCUCAGGAUUAGCUCUGUUACCACCUUUCUGUCAGCUCAUAUCUAAUGGCCACAUGAACUAUCUGAUAGAAGAGGAGGGGAAAAAAUCAUGUUUAGUUGAUGAAUAGGUUCGUUGGUUUAAUAUGCUGGGGCAAGCCGGAUACCGACAGCUUUUCACUGUAGCCCCACUCAAGAGUGGCCCUGAAAGACAAUAAGAGAAGAAAUCUUUUCAGUGUAUGGGGCUUCAGGCAGUAUACUUGAGUAUCUACUUUGGAGGAAAAGGUGGCUGGAGAUAAGGCUAUAUAUGAACCCACACUGCUGGUGAGUUGGUUGGUCAAGGUUCUCAAAGGUCAACAAAGUUUAAUGAAGAGCAUUUGGAUGGAUCAGUGACUGGCACCUAUUCAAGUAUUCACCAGCCAAGCAAGUGGUUAGGAUGAUUUGGUCAGGAGUACCUCAGCUAUCUGGUGCUUGCACAGAAAGCUCAUAUAUUUGUAGUCACCAUAGUGACAGAUGGAGACUCAUUGGCUUAUUAACAUGGACUCUUCUGUUAACAGAGGCUGAUUUAGCUGCUGCCAAAGCUAAACAUCCAAAACUGUGCGCCCCCAAUUCAGUAAUACUCAAGGAGAAUAAUCAGCUACUUAGUGGUGAGUUGAUUACACUGAGACUUUCUUGUUUGAAAGAGGCAAACAUUUACCCUCACCAGGAUUGAAACAUUUUGUUUGCCUAUCCUGUCUACAGUACCUUAAUCAGUGUUACCAUCCAAGGACUUAAUAUAAAUAUCUGAUCUACUGCUAUGAGGUCCAACAUAAUGCCAUGGAAUAAGGCAAAGCAGGCAUGCAGUGGGCACAUUACUAUAGUCAAGUGGGUUGUAGGGUCCACUGAUCCUACCAGAUUCAUUCAGGAUGUACUGGCCUGGUGGAGCAGUGGGAUGACAUUUUGAAGGGGCAGUUGUGUAAGCAAGGCAUGUCUUUCACAAUACAGAAUAAACUUUCUUUAUAGGGUGCUUUAUCACCAGUAGGCUCUGGAACCAAGGAGUGGAAAUAAGAGUGAUCCUGUUUGGCACUAUUCCUAGCAGUCUGCUUGAGGAAUUUGUGGUUCCUGUCCAUGCAACUUGAAGCUCUGUAGGUCUAGAGGUACUAGUUCCCAAAAUGGAUAGGCUUCCAUAAGGUACUACAGAAGAAUCUCAGUAAACUUAAAGAUGUGGUUGCCAUCUGAUCACUCUGGGUUCAGCAAACUUAGCAGGCAAAGAAAAGAACCAUACCGCCACAGUAUAAUUGACUUGUAAUUUCUAAGGAGAUAAUACUGCUGCUAUAAAAUGGGAAAAGAAGAAAGUAUGAUGCAAAGUGUUCCCUAUGAUAUCUCUUGGUUCUCCCAUACCUAGUUUUAAGUGUAAGUGGGGGGGCCAGCGCCAUGGCUCACUUGGUUAAUCCACCUGUGGCGCUGCCAUCCCAUAUAGGCUCCAAGCUCUAGUCCCGACUGCUUCUCUUCCAGUCCAGCUCUCUGCUGUGGCCCGGGAGGGCAGUGGAGGAUGGCCCAAGUGCUUGGGAGACCAGGAGGAAGCACCUGGCUCCUGUCUUCGGAUCAGCACAGCGCCGGCCAUAGCAGCCAUUUGGGGAGUGAACCAACGGAAGGAAGACCUUUCUCUUUCUCUCUCACUAACUCUAGCUGUCAAAAAAAAAAAAAAAAAAAAAAAAAAAAGUAAAUGGGCAUGGUCACCAGGGCUGAGAAUCUUCAGGGAUCAGGAUCUGAGUCACUCUACCAGGUCAGCCACCUAGGUCAGCAUAAAACUUAGUCUAGAGGGAGCUAGAAGGAGGAUGAUGAAUAUCAUUUAUAGCUUCAGAACCAAGUGCAGCAACUCCUCUUUUAAGUGUUCACAGAAAUUGUGACUAACUGGAAUGCUGGAGAAAGUGCCUGACUAGAUGGGGUGAACUUAAUGUACAAGCAAAUGGAUAUGAGCAGUGCCACAUGUAGAGUAUACCAGGGCAUAGUUGGUAUCCUGCCCAGAUCCCCUUAAGCCUGCAAGUGAGGGCUGCUGGAUCCUUAAGAACUACUCUGUGUCAACAGAAGCCACUUCUGGACAUUCUUGGAAAGUGUGUCAAUUUCCACAAAGAAGUCAGGAUUCUGGUAGGUAUUGCUUUGACAGUAAUGACAGACAAUCAGAAAUUGCUCUAUCAGCAAAUGAUACUGAGGUACAAGAUCUGCCCCCCCCCCCUUUCUUCAGAGUGGGGCAAAUGUGCCAUUUAUGUUCUAGAGUUCACGCCUUAGCACCUUAACCUAUAUAUUUGCCUAACUUUCUCUUCUUUCCUAUCUUGCUUCCCUCAUUUAAUUAUAGUUUUUACUUGAGAGCACUACUUCUAUAAACCAUUUGCACAGAAUCCUUGCUUAGACUCUGCCUCUAGGAAAUCCAACCUAAAACUGGUAAAUACUGGUACCAACUAAGAGAUAACAAGAAUGGGAGCACUUUGGGUUUGUCAGCAGAUAAAGAUGAGUUUAGUUUUAAAAUUCUGAAGUACCAUUGACAGAAUCGAAAGCAACCUCAACUUGAUAGAAUGCAACUAUGAAAAACUUAGAGUUGAAAUAUUUAUUGGUGGAAGACUAGAUGCUUUUCCCCUAAGAUCAAGAACAAGACAAGAUAUCCAGUAUCAUUACUUUUAGUCAACAUUAUACCGAAAGUUCUAAUCUGGGCAAUUAGGCAAGAAAAAUAAGUAAAAGGCAUCCAGAUUGGAAAGGAAAAAAUAAAACUGUAUUCACAGAUAGCAUUAUCUUAUAUAUAGAAAAACCUAAGGAAUCUACUAAACUUAUUAGGACUAAAGGGUUCAGCAAGAUUGCAAGAUACCAAAUCGGUAUACAAAAAACAGUUGUGCUCUGUUUGCAAUGAGCAUACAAAAAGAAAGUCAAGAAAAUAGUCCCAUUCACAAUAGCAUUGAAAAAGCUCAGGUUUUAACAAGAAACACAAAACUUAAUACUGUGAAAACUAUAAAACAUAGUUGUAAGAAAAAGUUCUAGAAUGGGAAAACAUCCACGUUCAUGGAUCAGAAGACUUAACAUUGUUAAGAUGGCAACACUGCCCAAACAAUAUCCACAUUUAAUGCAGUCUUUAUCGGAAUCCCUAAAUGACUUCUUUGUAGAAACUGGCAAGUUGAUUCUAAAAUUCACAAGAAAUUGGAAUGGACUUGAAAUAAAUCGAUCUUGAAAAUAAGAUAGGACAAUUCACCACUCAAUUUCAGAAAUUACUACAAGUAAUGAUAUGUGGUAUUGGCACAAAACAGGCAUAGAAAUCAAUGGAAUUGAAUUAAGAGUGCAGAAAAAAAGCAUCUGUGAUCAACUGACUUUUCAAAAGAGUGCCAAGACCAUCCAGUGUGGAAAAAUAGUCUUUCCAAAAGUGGUACUGGGUUAACCAGGUAGCCAUAUCCAAAAGAAUGGUGUUUGAUCCUUAUACCAUUUAUGAAAAUUAAAAGAAAAAAAAGAGAGAGAAGGAUCAGAGGCCCAUAAGAACUAAAACUAAAGCCCUUAGAAGAAAAUACAGGAGUAAACCUUCAUGACUUUGGAUUCUGCAAAGAAUCCUUAGAUAUAACGCCAAAAGUAUGAGUAGCAACAACAAAAAAUAAAUAAAUUGGAUUUCAUCAAAAUGUAAACAUUUUGUGAUUUCAAAAGAUAACCAUCAAGAAAGUGAAAAGACAACCCAACAGAAGGAGAAAAUAUCACAAAUCUGAUAAGGGACUUGUACCUAAAAUAUAUGCUCAAUAAUAAAAAUAACCCUGCUUAAAAAUGGGCAAAGGAUCCGAAUAGACCAGAGAAUAUAUAAAAGUGAUCAAUAAGCACAUGAAAAGAUGCUGGAUAUCAUUAAUCUUUAGAGAACUACAAAUCAGAAACCACAGAAAAAUAUCACUUCAUAUCAACUACAGUGACUGGAAUAAGAAAAGUAUUGGCAAGAAUGAGGAACAAUCGGAAUCUUCGUAUGUUGCUGCUGUGGAUGUAAAGUGGUGUAACUGCUUGAGAAAACAUCCUGGCAGUUCAUCAGAUGGUUAAAUAUAGAAUUAACCAUAUGACUCAGCAAUUCCAUUCUUUGGUAUGUAUCCAAGAAAAUGAAAACAGGUCUGUCUGCACAGAAGCUUGUAUAGAAAUGUUUAUAGAAAUGAUUAUUCAUAAUAAAAGGUGGAAACAAUCCAAGUGUCCAUCAACCGGUGAAUACAUAAAGCACUUUGUCUAUAGAAUGGAAUAUUUGGCCAUAAGAAGAAAUGUACUAACAAGUGCUACCAUAUUCAUGGACUUUGACAACAUUGUGCUAAGGCAAAGAACCCAGUCAUAAAAGACCACAUAUUUUAUCAUUCUAUACAUAGCAAAGUCCAGAGUAUGGAAGUCCAUAAGACAAAAAAUAGAUUAAUGGUUUCUUAGUGCUGGGUGGAAAGAUAGGAAGAUGGGGAGAUGAUAACUAAAGGGUGUUGGGUUCCUUUUUUAAAGUUUAUUUUUAUUUGAAAGAGCAAUACAGAAAGAACUUCUAUCUGCUUGUUCACUUCCCAAAUGGUCAUAGUAACCAGAGCUAGGACAGACGGAAGCCAUGGGCCAGAAACUCCAUCUGGGUUUCCCACAUAGGUGGCAGGGACCCAAGUACUUGAGCCAUCAUCUGCUGCCUUCCAGCAUGUACAAUAGGCUGGAUCUGAAGCAGAGGAGGGACUGAAUCUUAGGCACUCUGAACUGGUAUGUGGGCAGCCCAAGAAGCUCUUAACCUGCUGUGCCACAACUCCUGCCCUUGGGUUUCUUUUUUAAGCUGAUGAAAAUGUUUUAAUAUUGACUGGUGGUAGUUGUAUAUGUCUGAAUAAAUUUAAUGCCAUUGAAUUGUACACUAUGAAUUGUAUGUGAAUUAUAUCUGAAUGAAUCUGUUUUAAAAAGUUAAAAAAAAAAAAAAAAAAAAAAAAAAAAAAAAACAA
Messenger RNA from Oryctolagus cuniculus (rabbit), 12682 nucleotides. It is a transcript of the gene PEX19, whose product is annotated as peroxisomal biogenesis factor 19. Gene Ontology annotation, biological process: protein import into peroxisome membrane. Gene Ontology annotation, cellular component: peroxisome; peroxisomal membrane. The record is from RefSeq and is a predicted model, not a curated record. NCBI's taxonomy places the organism in Eukaryota, Metazoa, Chordata, Mammalia, Lagomorpha, Leporidae.